Messenger RNA from Neopsephotus bourkii (Bourke's parrot), 1501 nucleotides. RefSeq names its product RAS like family 10 member B (gene RASL10B). The coding region runs from base 687 to 1385 and encodes 232 amino acids. Gene Ontology annotation, molecular function: GTP binding; GTPase activity. The record is from RefSeq and is a predicted model, not a curated record. Lineage: Eukaryota; Metazoa; Chordata; Aves; Psittaciformes; Psittacidae. The transcript has 4 exons.
GACACUGCUGGGCGCCGGGGAGGGCAAGGCUGAGGGUGUUGCACCCAGCACACUGCAGGGGGGACAUGGGAGGGUCUUUUCCCAUCGGCACCUCCCCAGAGCCCCGGGAGAAGCCGCUGUGCCCCUCCUGGCUUCCUGCGACUCGGUCUGGGCAUUCCCUGCCUCCUUUCCCGAGCGCUGCCUCCUUCCCUGCCUGGCCACUGCCUGCAUCCCUCCCCGGGCAUCCCCUGCAUCCCCGCCUGGGCAGAGCCUCCCUUCCCUCCGCGGGCUCUGCCUGCAUCACUCCCGAGCAUCGCCGCCUGCAUCCCCGCCUGAGCGGUGCCUGCCUCCCCCCGGGCGCUGCCUCCAUCGCCGGCACCGCCCGCCCCGUGCCCCGGCCGGGCUCCCCCGCCGCCGCCCGGCCCUUCGGUAUCGCCGCGCCGGGCCGGGCCGGGCCGGGGCUCUGCAGCGGGGCCGCCCGCCCCGCUCCGGGCUCGCCGCAUGGCUCCGCCGCCCGCCGGGGCGCCGCCGGCCCGGGCCGCUGCUGCCAGGUGCGCCCGGGGUGCCUUUGGGAUCUGACCAUCUCCUCCUUGGCCUGGCAGUGACAGGGGAAAUGCAUCCUGAAUGGGGCUGAGGCCCCCUGCGUGGGAAUAUGCAGCCUCGGCACCGCAGGGGCAGCAGCAGGGCAGCGGCCGGCGCGCGGCGGCAUGGUGGCAACGGUCAAGAUCGCCGUGCUGGGAGCGCAGGGCGUGGGCAAGAGUGCCAUAGUGCGGCAGUUCCUCUACAACGAGUUCAGCGAGGUCUGCGUGCCCACCACGGCCCGGCGCGUCUACCUGCCCGCCGUCGUCAUGAACGGCCACGUCCACGACCUGCAGAUCAUGGACUUCCCCCCCAUCACCGCCUUCCCCGUCAACACCCUGCAGCUUCGAGUACAUCAAAACCAUCCGCCAGCAGAUCCUGGAGACGAGGGUCAUCGGCACAUCCGAGACCCCCAUCAUCAUCGUGGGCAACAAGCGGGACCUGCAGCGGGGCCGGGUGAUCCCGCGCUGGAACGUCUCCAACCUGGUGAAGAAGACGUGGAAGUGCGGCUACAUCGAGUGCUCGGCCAAGUACAACUGGCACAUCCUGCUGCUCUUCAGCGAGCUGCUCAAGAGCGUGGGCUGCGCCCGCUGCAAGCACGUCCACACCACCAUCCGCUUCCAGGGCGCCCUGCGCAGGAACCGAUGCACCAUCAUGUGAGCCCCCCCGGCCCCCGUGGACCCCUCUGGCCGUGCCGUCGUGGCCAUCCAUCCUUGGGGACCGCGGCUCCCCGGUGUCACCGCCCGAUGGGGGUGAUGCUGUGGUGGAAGCGGUGCUGGAGGCACCUCGGGGUUUGCUGCCCCGCCAGCGCUGGUACCCUGCGGUGACAUAUGGGGACAGUGCACCUUGGACAGGGUGAUGCCAUGGGCAGGAGGGUGGCCGGGAUGCCUGGAGAGAGCAAGGGGUGAGGGAGGACCAUGGUUAAACUGAGCCCUCCCCAGGC